AGAAUAUUAUUCUUAUUGUCAUUUCUGAAUACCUGGUGCCAGUACGAGGUAUUAAAGCUUACUUUAACAUCAACAGAAGGUUUGUAAGCAGCCUCCUAUUGACACACACUGCUGUGAUAGGCUGCUGUUCAACCAAAAAGGGGAAGAGACCUGACAGGAAGGGAAUUAUAUGCUGCUAGCGCAUUGUGACCACAGCCUUAGAAGAGGAUUAUUAUAGAAGCAGUUCCAACAAUUCUUCUACAGGUUUGAUGGGCUGUAGUGAAAAUGUCAUCUGGCAUCAACCAAUCAGAUAAGCAGCCUGCUAACAACUGCACCCCAGAUAUCAUUAUGUCCAGCACAGUUUUUCCUCUACUGUAUUCCUUACUCUUCAUUGGUUCCACCAUUCUCAAUUGCUUGGCUCUUUUCAUAUCACUUCGCAUUAAAAGUACAACAACAUUCAUUGUUUAUUUAAAAAAUGUGAUCGCUGCUGAUGUGCUGAUGACCGUCGCAAUCAUCAUUAAAGUGUUUGCAGAUUCUGGCCUUGGAUCUUUGCAUCUUCAAGCCUUCGUUUGUCGCUAUUCUGCUGUUAUUUUUUAUUUGACCAUGUAUAUGAGCAUUAUUCUGCUUGGUCUUAUCAGCUUUGACCGGUACCUUAAGAUUGUAAAACCAUUUGGUAAAUCUGCAAUACGGGACCCUAAAUUUGGGAAAAUCUUGACAGGCAGCAUUUGGACAGUGAUGUUCUUUACAACGGCACUACCAAACAUGGUACUGACAGACCAGGAACCGCCAAAAGUCAAGGUGUUAGAGUGCAGCACCAUGAAGGGCCACUUUGGACUGUUGUGGCACAAGUUAGUCGUCUAUGUCUGUAGUGCCAUUUUUUGGUUAGUGUUUAUCAUGAUGAUCAUCUUCUAUACUUUCAUCAGUAAGAAAGUAUAUGAAUCUUAUCAAAACUCCUCAAGUAAAGAAAGAGAUCCUUCAAAGAAAACUACAGCCAAAGUGUUUAUCGUAGUAUUCGUGUUUUUCUUCUGCUUUGCUCCAUACCAUAUCCUCCGGAUUCCUUACACUAGGUGGCAAGCCGGAGCAAAAGCCAACUGUAUGUCACAGAAUGCCAUGUACCUUGCCAAGCAGUUUACCUUGUGGUUAUCAGCCGCUAACACUUGUCUAGACCCACUGAUAUAUAUAAUUCUAUGUACAUUAUUUAGAAACAGACUGUUGAAAAUGAUAAGACGCAACAGAGAUAAUCUGUAUCCUUUAGAAGGUACACUGAAAGGUGAAGACACAUCUCAACAGAGUGGCACAUAAAGAGUGGAUGUCACUUAAAAAAUGAAAUGAUCUUCUAAUUACCAAUAGGGAUUUUGCAUAUUCUUCAAGUUUCUGUGCGGGCAUUUCUCUGGAUUUUCUCCAUAAUCCCAAAGAUAUAGAACUGGCAACUCUAAAUUGGCCUUUCAUGAAUGAAUGUGCCCUGUGGUACCCUAUGACGGAAUGACACCUCAUCCAGAGUGGGCCCCUACCUUCUCCCACUGUUCCCUCCUAAGAAAAACUGGAUAAGAAGAUUAGAAAAUGGACAGAUGGAACUACAUCAAUAUACAGACAGACAAAAAAAAGCAUUAAAUUCUUCCAUAUGGUACAUAGAAAUAAUAUGGCUGCCUUUUGGGAGGGGUUUGUGUGUUUUCCUUGAUUCUUUCAACCACUUCAAGUCAUGAAGUCACAUGGACGGGUGAUUCUAAACUGAGCAAGUGCUUCCUGUGAUGGAAUGGCAUUCCAUUUCUGAUGGUGACUGGAAAAAAGGUGCUUUAAAGAAAAUGGACAUCUGGAAAUUGUUUCAGUUUAGCAUCAGCUAUAUUCCAAAGUGUUGUUUCCAUACAGAUAUGUGCAAAUGUUAUAAUAUAACUUGAUGUAAAAUUAAAUUUGGAAUAGGUUAUCAGCUCAUACUUUGUCAACCGACAGGUGAAUCAACUCCAUUAAAUAUAAAAGAAAUAUUUUCACUGUUCUACACUUUCUAUUUAGGCUUAGACAUACAGAAUGCUCUAAAAUAUGUAUGUGAUAUACAGCCACAUCUGUGUGACUCUGAGCAAGUCACCUAAUCUGUCUCUGCUUUGCAAAGCAUCUGGAGAUGGUUUCUCUAUUGAAAGGCACUAUACUUUAUAAUUUAUAGUUCUUUGAGGAGCUGAAACAAAAUGUGCCUUGAAGUAGCAUGGCAUGCUUUGGGAGGGUGUUCGCUAUUGAAAAGGUGCUACAACAAUAAAGUGUUUUAGAUUGUAUUAAAAAGAAGGAGUUAUAAUAAAGUUAGCAUAAAACAAACAGUUCUUCUGAAAAUCCUGGCAUCCCUUCAGACUUUUUAGUGAACAUGUGUCAGUGAUUUUCUGUGCACUCUCAGCAGUCUUCCACAUUUAGCAAAGUUGCAAACCAAACCUUGAUCUGUUCUGAUUGAUUUUACUUGUACUUGCACUUUAUUUGUGUUUUUGUUUGAAAAUGUGAAUGUGGCUUUUUACAUUUUCACACUGGCAAUUACUAAGAAAACAUAUUAGAAAUCUGGAGGAAAAAAAAGGAGACAUUGGCAUUGUGCAAUAAUGAAUGUUGAAAAGUUAUUACAAAGGUUACACAUCUGUAGUGUUACAGCUCUGGAAAAUGAUUUCUUUUUUUGCAUUUGAAUGUGCUAAGGAGACAAAUAAAUACAUUAUGCAAUAA
Messenger RNA from Erpetoichthys calabaricus (reedfish), 2667 nucleotides. RefSeq names its product P2Y purinoceptor 13-like. Gene Ontology annotation, biological process: G protein-coupled receptor signaling pathway; negative regulation of adenylate cyclase activity. Gene Ontology annotation, cellular component: membrane. The record is from RefSeq and is a predicted model, not a curated record. Lineage: Eukaryota; Metazoa; Chordata; Cladistia; Polypteriformes; Polypteridae. The coding region runs from base 265 to 1281 and encodes 338 amino acids. The transcript has 2 exons. Gene Ontology annotation, molecular function: G protein-coupled purinergic nucleotide receptor activity.